AUGAAAAUAUAAACUACACGUCUAAUAGUCUAAAGAUGGUUUGACAGUCGGUUAUUCAACUGAUACAAAUGUAGAUAAAGUCUUAACUGGUAUCAUAGCGCAAAGAAUUUAAUCAACAUGGAGUUAUCCACAAUGUAUCGUGUUUCGGGAAGUGAGAAAGUUCUUGAUAUGGAACGAGAUUUAAAGAAAGACUUAGCUGAUCUAAAAUCUGAGUUGGAAGAAAAUGAAAUGGUACAUGGAAUACCUGUUAAAACAAUCAGUUCUGUAGCGUUACCAAGGGAUGUGGAUUAUUUUAGACAAGAACGUAAACUAAUCAUAAAUAGAAUAUUUCAGGUCAGUGAAGCCCAACCGUUAAAAUGUCAAGCUGAUAUUAUGAAAGAAGAAUUAUUGUCAUGUGAAUCAUCUGAAUAUACAACAGAUAGUCUUCCUUUAUUACUUCACCAGCAUUUUACUGACAGAUUACAACAAUUAAUACAGUGUAAACAUCAACAUAUGUUACGAUGGAAAAGAUUCUGUGAACAUACCAGUACUAUAGAAUCACUCUAUCCGCUGUAUCAUCAAAGAUUAAACCAUAUUGUAACUGAAUACAAUGAUUGUCGAGAACGAGCCCAGAGAUUAUCAGUUGCACGAGAGGCGUAUUUAGCUGGUAAAGAUUUUGGUCUGUCAGCAAUUCAGACUGAUGAUAUGCUGAUUUAUCUAAGAUGGCUGGUGUGUCAUCUCCAUUCUCAAAAACGCAUUCAACAAUAUUUACGGAUAUUACAAUGGCUACACAUCACACAUAAAUUAGAAAUUUGUUCUCCGGAAAAAGAUGAUACAGAACAGGUGGAGACAACUCAUGCUGCUCGUAUUGCCUCACGAUACCAAGACGAUGUACUAGGCCUUAAUUCACGACCAGGAUCAGGAACAUCAAGACCAAGUUCUUCCAGAUCAUCUUUAAUUACACCACCUGUUCCAAUUCCUCCACCAAUCACAACAGCUCUACUAUCAACUAAUCCAUUACCUACGUCUUCUAUGCUAUAUGCAGCUGCUGCAGCAGGUGGUGGUUUAGCAUCUGAUGAACACAGCCUCAACUUACCUUUACAUGUAUCAGAUUUUGAAACACUUCGACCACAACUUGCUUUUCUUCUGAAUAUUUAUGGCAUUAACUUUGAUUUAGAGAGAAUUCACACUAAUGCAGAUGAGAUGGAAAUGUUUGCAGCUGUCAAUCGGAGAUUUAAAUAUAGUUUUAUUAAACAAGAAAAUAUGAAGAAUUUUAAAAUGUAUGACAAGUUGGAGAUAGGGCAAGAGAAUUGGGGAGCAGAUUCUCAACAUGUAUUUAAACAAGAUUCUAACUGGUUGCCAUUUUUAACAUUAAAACCUGAACAUGAUGCUCACCAAGAAAAACAGCUGACAUUGUUAAAACAAGCUGGUAAAAUAGACCCUCUACUUAAAGUACAGUUCCAUUUUCUAUUUGUUAAUGAUUUUGAAAAAGUUCAAAGGACUCUACGAUUCCAUGCAACGUCUGUACGAGAACCUCCCAAUAUUCAUCCAGCUUCUGUUACCACUCACAGAACCCCAUAUAAUACAAGUUCUGUAUGGAAGAAAAUAUACUCUAAUCCAGAAUUAUAUACACAGGGGGAUUGUGAUGAUGAAGACAUACCAGAAUUCGAUGAGAAGGAUGUUGAAGCUGUAAAUCUAAAUAACUCGAGAUUAAAAAAGAAGAUAAAAAGAAGUGAUAGUUAUGAUUAUAAAAACACUGUUCAAAUGUUAGGUCUGGAUGAUGGAGACGAUAACGAUGGUGAUACUACCUCAGCUCCUGGAGCUUUUCUUUCAUUUCUACAUCUUCGACAUUUACGUAUUCGAGAUCUUCAAAGAACUUGUUUAAGUGUAUUGAAUUAUUUUCGGUCAAUAGAGAGAACAUUGACUAUAAAUGAUGGUGGAUUGUCUCAUGAUGCUGGAACUUACCAGAAAACUAGUGCUCAAGGACAUCGUGUUAAAACUGAAUCUGAUGGAACACAGGGUGGUGGGGGUGGUAUCGGUUCUCAUGCUUAUUUACAUAAUACACCAGCUGACUACAAGGUAAAUGAAAGUGAGUUUAUAGAAUUUAGUGAAGUAGAGAAUCAUGAUGAUUUUUAUUGUAUAGAGGAAGGUCGAAUACAUGUGCAGGAUCAGAGAGGUUAUUAUAUCAUGUAUGAUGCUGCUCUUAAUGAUCUAGAAAAACUAGAGAAAUUAUUAUUGCUGAUUGCUACACAUUAUAUUGAUAAAGAUCGUGAUUUACGAUAUGUUUCCAAGAUGAAAGCAAAGGAAUCUGUUCGUCUAGGGGCGCAACAGUCAGUAGGUGAUUUUGAUAUACCAAGUUAUGCCCAUCAAGAAGUUGAUAGAUUUGGUGUAUUAUUAGAUCUAUGGAGUAAUGAAGCAGCUUAUUUAGAAAGCAAACGAGAACUGUUAGAUUGUUAUUUUGAAGCGUAUCAACAUGUGUUUGAUAGAGAUGAGAGAAGAUCAUUAGGCCAAGUUAUGACUGACGUAAUACAUAGACGACCAAGAUACGACUUCUCAGCACCUUACUUUAUCAAAUCUUAUCGUACAGAGUGUAUUAUUGUACGACAUACAGCUUCAUUAGUUAAAAAUAUACUGGAUAAACAGAUAGAAGAAGAACGAGAAUAUAAUCAACGUGUAUGUAGAGAUGGUGACGAUGAAUACGGUCUACCUUAUCGUAUUGUUCCUAAACAACCAAUAGCUGUCAAUCUUAGCAGGUCAUCUUUGAAGAAUGUUUAUAUGUUAGAGUUUCAUCCUAAACUAUCUAUGGCUUGUAGAAUACCUGAAGCUAUUAAAUAUGCUGUAACGGAAUUUCUGCGUAUACAAAUGCCAGAAAGUGUUACAGAAAAACUUUUAAUGGAGAAGAAAUUACUAGAAGUUUGUCAAAAUGAAUUUACUAAUCUAAGAAAUAUGGGGGCCUCCUAUGCACCACAAAUACAAAAAGACCUUUAUUCAGAUGUAUUUGCUGAGGAUCCAUUGUUUAUUUGUGAAAUUGCACAGAGUUUGGUUACUCAACAAGAGCAAGGGGGUCGAAGAUCAACUAAAGAGAAACAAAUGGCAAUAAUUAAUUCAUAUUGUCAAGUUAUGGAAACUAUUACAGUUCGUCAUCGACUAAUGGAUUCAGCAUGGGAAUCGGAAAUACUUGCCAAGGUUUACCGAAGUCAGGCAAAAGAAAUGGAGUUUGAGGACUAUCACAUGUUCCUGAGAUUUGUUCAGUUUGAAUUUGCCAUGUUUAAAGAAGAUGCAGGGAAGCCACCACCAAUAUUUAUAACUGCUCUACAAGAAGAUGAUACAUCUGUUGAUAGGUAUGUCCCAUCACACCUAUACCUAGCUAUACAUGAAUUAGAUGAAGGUCAUGUUGGUAGAUUUUCAUUUAGAAGUCGAGAUGGAUUCUUACAGAUUUUACGACCUGGUGGUGUAAAGAGUAUGCAGGUUAUAUUAAAAGCUCAAGUUGUACAUAAAAAUGCUUUAAUGGCAGGUGUACAACAGGCAGACAUAUGUCAUCCAUUGAAACAUACAGAAUUUAAAAGUAGUGGUAGAGCCAGCCCAACAGAAACUAAGAGCGAGAAGAGUUCUGUAACACAGAUGACGAGUAUGUCGACUGUUGUGCCUGGGGGUACACUCAGUUCCAAACAUCAGAUUGAAUCUGAGGGAAAGAAAAUAUGUCCGGAAGCUUUUAUAUCUAUACAGUGUGAAAAGGCUCCAAGUCGGGAUCUAAUGCUAAAUGAAUUUGUGAAUAAAAAACAACAAAUGGGAGUUCAAUUAAAAAAUCCUGAAGAACUUGAAAAACUGAAAAGGAGGUUGAUAUCAACAUUUUGUGAUCGAUUUAACCUGCGUGUAGCUCAGUAUUCAUUACGUGGUCAACUUAUACAAUAUUAUCAGAGUAUAUUAAAACUAUUGGAAGAAUUCCCAAAUAUACGAGACACUUAUUUUAUGAUUGGAGAAGUUAAUGAGAAGAAAACUCAUGUAGAUGACUUGGAGCCUGACCCUAGGGUCUUCAAAUCUCGUCCAAGGCAGUUGUUGUCAUCCAAUGGUUCAGCUGUUUUGAAUAUUUGGUUUAUUCCUCAUCAUUCGGAGGUUUUAUUGAUGUUUAAACAAUUAGAUGAUGAUUUGUGUACACGUGCAUUACGUCAUUCACUAGCUGUUGUAUCGUGUCUGCAUGAUAUGUUACAGUAUCUUUGUGCUCAUUCUCGUCUAGGUAGCUCACACGCUCGUCUAGGAUCACAUAAACUAGAGUUUGUGUCGGCUGAUUGGGGUGGUACAGAAGGGAUAGGAUGUGAAUUGCGUGAAAUACAGAAACAAAUAAACAAUUUACCAACACCAUCUGAUCCUCAAGCCGUUGCCGAAUUCUUGGCAUUACGUCGUGAUGUUAUGUUUUUAGAAUUUGACACGGCAGUAAGACAUUCUAUGGUUGAUACUUUCAUAUCUACUGGCAACAUUCCAGCAUUUGAGGCUACUACAAAUAAUACGCAUCACGCUUUACCAUCAUUAAGUAACGUGCAGAGGCCAAGCUUAUUUAACUCUCAACUUCCUGUUCCUGAACCACUUGAACCUCGUGACUCCAUGGCCCGAAUUCUUUUUCCAUGGAGAACUUUUCUUGGAAAGAAUGGUCCAUUCCCAGUAAUGUUUAGUCAGUGGGAUCAAAUCGGAUAUUAUAUACAACUUUGUUUAUCUGGUUUAAAAGAUGUAGAUAGACAUGUUGCAAAUGGUGAAAUACUGGGUGUCAGUUUAUUAAUGGAAGAUGUUUUACAACUGGGUAAUCAAGAUCAUUUAUUAAUCGAGGAGUCACCAGUAGAAGCUGAUAGUCAGCUAAAACCUGUAGAACCUCAUUUAUCUCGACAUGGUAGUCUAGCUUUAGGUAUAAGUCGUGCUAGUUCUAUUAGUGGAAAAGAUUCGGGUCUAUUUCUACCUAAGGCAAUCUUAAGAAAUCAACAGCCAAUGGAAGCAUACAAACUCCUCAAAACUUUUUUGAAACUAUGGAAAUGUCUUGAAGUGUUGAAAUAUGACUGGGGUAAAAGACGACUUAUUCGACCUGCUAUCAAUAAUACAAGUCUGUUUAAAGAUUAUAGUAAGUUAUAUCGUACAGAGUUAUUAAUACCUGUACUACAGACUAUAGCUAGAAGAUUAGGACAAUCUGAUAUAUAUGAUGGUUUAGCUUUACAUACAGAUAUAUUAGCUGUUCCUAAAGGAGCCUCAGAAGUAGAAGUUAAAGCUAAACAAAUGGUGCGAUUACUUGAAAAUCUUGAAUGUCACAUGAUCGGUGAAAUAAGGAAAAGGAUUGGUCGAGAAAUGUCUUUAGCAUUAGCUGAGAGAUGUCGGGAAGAAAGUAAUUUACCCACUGAUUUGUGGAAAAAACCUGUAAUGAAAGAAAGUUUUACAACCACACGACCAUAUAUAGCUGAACAUUUUGCUGAAGAGUUAAUGAACGAGUUUGAGGAGAGAGAUGGUACAAUCACAUUUAAAAAAGAUCAUUUUGAUAAAUGUUUGACGAAGCUCUAUAGAAAUGUUAUUACCAGAGAAAAACAGUGCUUUGAAAGUUAUAGUAUGUAUUAUGAGAAUUUACUACGAGUUCACCAUCAGCUGUUAUAUCAAAGAGAACAGGAAAUGAAACAAAUUAAGGAUCAAUUAAAGUCUGCUCAGAAUGGAACAAUUGUGGACAUACAAUGUCAGUUAGCAGAGGAGGCUCAUGAUCUAUUAAUGGAGGUAACUGCUUUACGUGCUAAAGUUGGUGAAAUGAGAGAAAUAAGUCUAUCACAGGAGAGAAAUAUACGAGAUAGAGUUAAAGAAGAAUAUGAUGAUUUAGUUCACAAUUUGUAUGAUUCACUUCUUAAAUUGAGAUCUAAAUAUGAUGAGUUUAGAAUUGAUUCAACAGCUCAUUUUCAUGAGUUAAUCAGUGAAACAAGAGGAGAUUCUAUUGCCAGAAUAGGAAAACUUAAAACAAAGUUUGGUGCUGAAAGCAAGGAAGAUACCCUCCAAGUUCACUUAAAAAGGGCUGAACAACUAAGAGAAUUACAGCAUGAAAAUCAUCUGUUAAAUUCUCUAGUAGUAAAGAUGAAAACUAUGACUUUAUGGAAACAGAAUCACAGUUCUAAUAAUUUUGUUAAAGCUGUAAAUCAAUUACGCAAGAACUCUGAGAAGAGUACACUCGAAUAUGUAGAAGUAAAGAUGUUAGCAGAAGAAGAAAUAGUUUUACUACGUCAACAACUUGUAUCUGUGAAAAAAGCCCUGGCAGCAACAGAGAAAGAAUGUAAUGAAGUUCGGCAAAAACUUGAUAGAGAGUUAAAGAUAAAAAGUGAACAAGCCCAUACAAAAAUGCAAAAACAACGAAGUAAACAUCAACUAGAGAAAGUCAGUCAAUCAAAUGUAGAAAAACUGAGAGAAGAAUUGAUAGAUAAAGAUAUGAGAUUAAAGUUACUUUAUGAAGAACAAGACAGAAACACUAGAAUGCAGCAACUUACCCAGGAGAAAACUCGAAAAGAUGUAAUGAAUAUAAAGAAACAACUUAUUAAUGAACGAAUGCUUAAGACAGAUGCUUUUCAAACAGUUGAUGAUUUACAGACACAGUUGUAUGAUUAUGAAACUGCAGUAUUGAGAAGAUCUCAUUCUGUUAUGGCUCUUCAUUCAGCUCAAACUGGUAAAUCUCGUUCAAGAGCUACAUCAGCUGGUCCUACUAGAAGCAUUGCCCCUAGUAGUAGAGGUACCAAUUCUACUGGAAUGUGGCCGCCAUCAAUAAUACCUCCCAACCGUAGUCUUACACCAAUGGCUGAUCAUGGCAGCAAUCUUAAUAAUCUGGAUAAAAAGAUACAGAGACCAAAGACUGUUGGAGGUAGAUUAAGAAGUCGUAUUGCUGAACAAUUACUAAAUGACCUUGAUCCAGAAACACAGAGGUCAAUAAUACAAUUAGAGGAAUUAAACUACAGUAGAAAAGAUAAAACAUUUUAAUUUUUAUAUAAAAUUUUAUUCUGUGAAUUCAUUCCAGCAUUAAGGGCUUCACUAUGCUACUUGUAUUAGGAGUUAAACUGACACCCUGCCAUGAAUAGUGAACUAUAAUGUAGAAUGGUUUGAGUAUUACUAUUCUUUAUUGCCUUAUUCUAGUGUAAUUUACCAAAUUUAUUAUAUAAUGAUCUCCAUAUUUGAUAUUGUCUCACAAAAAAAUUUACCAAAUGAUUAUUAUUACUAUAUUUAUUUAAAGGUAAUGAAGCAGAAAUAUUUUCUACAACUAGUUCUAUUUGUUAUAGUCUUGUUAUAUUUAAAAUUUACUAUUUUUAUGUUUAUGAAACUGUGAUACAUCAUUUCCUACAACUGUGAUAUUUAAAUAUGUGAUUUAUGCUGAUUUUAAUACUUUACAGACUACAUUAUUUAAUUCCAUUAUUUAUUUUAUAUUUAAAGAUAUCUUAUUAUAUGCCCACAUUUCAUGUUCGAGGAUUUUAUCAUCACCCAGUCUAUCAGUGCAUCUAAAUUCUUAAGAUCAGUGUUCCGGAGAUUUUUUUAUUCUUAUUUGCUAGGAUUGUUCGGCUGGUCCUAAGGAGUCGCAUGUCAAUUUUAGUCAUAGUUAUUGCCCCAGCCCCAUCUAGACUUCGUAAUGUUGCUAAUGGGCGUCAUUUGUUGCCCAGCAAUGCUAUGUUUUUUAUGUAUACUUUAAUCAUUAUUUAUGACAUAUGUAAAACAAACUAAUGUAUAUAUAUAUACGUAGGUACUUAAGGUAUUUUUAAUCCCUAGUAAACUACAUUAUUGUGAAAGUUGAAUCUCUUACAAGACUAUCAGUUCCAUUGAAAAAUGUUCACAAAGAUAUGAUGUAUUAAGAAUUUGAAAACAUUCAGCAUCCUUAGGCUAAUUACCUUAUCGAAACAACCAUAAUAGAUGAUAAAAUUCAGUGGUCUACAAUACCCCCUGCUAAUAAAAUUGUUGUAACUGCAAGAUCUAUUUUGGCAUGUGCCUGGUUGAUCAAGCAAGGAUAACAGAACAUUGGGUUCAGAGAAUGUUUUAAACUAAAACAUAAGGGAAUUUCUGCAGGUGGAAUGUUUAUUCAUAUAAAAAUUAGAUUUAACAAUAUAUCAUUUUAUGAUACAAUAAUAUAUCAUUUUAUGAUACAAUAAUAUAUCAUUUUAUGAUACAAUAAUA
This is a messenger RNA of Patella vulgata (common limpet), 8136 nucleotides long. RefSeq lists its product as uncharacterized. Bases 118 to 6957 code for a protein of 2279 amino acids. The transcript has 50 exons. Lineage: Eukaryota; Metazoa; Mollusca; Gastropoda; Patellidae. The record is from RefSeq and is a predicted model, not a curated record.